CCUGGCCAUGGGACCUGCCAUGGCUUUCAACGAGGGCAAUUGCCUAUGGGUCCGCGGGAUCCCAAUCGAUUGCCAAAAAGAGGAUUUGCUGAAGAUCUUCAGGAGUUAUGGACGCGUAGCCAACGUUCAUAUUCCGAACGAGCCAUUGACAAGAUGCCACAAAGGCUAUGCUUUCGUCACAAUGACUACUUCCUCUGAGGCGCAGGACUGCAUCCGUGCAUUGCACUGUGCCGAGUUGGGAGGUCAACGGCUGCUGGUUGAAGUGGCAAAGCGUUCCACUGCCUAUGCAAAGACACCUGGCAUCUAUCUGGGCACAACAAGCAGGAGCAGCAGCCGACCCGCGGAACCGGGGCUUUUAAGAGACGAGGCUGCCCUUGCAGAACCUCUGUCAGAGCCAGCUUCAGCAGCUGCCACCUUCGGCACCUUCGGCUUCCCAUCAAUGGAACCAAUGGAGCCAGGCGGGGAACCUCUCACCGAGGAGGACCCUGUCCCAUCGCCGUUUCGCAGGUGUGAAGAGCCUCCAAUGCCUUUGAAGUCCAAAGAGGUGUCCAAGAGUCCGAGGUCACGCAUCAGCCAGUUGGAGGCCGCCAAUGUGCGAGCGGCAGCACAGCAGACGGCCGACUCUCUUCUGCUCCAAUUUCAGCGGCAAGGUUUUGCAGAUCCGCACCAUGCAGCUGCGCAAUGCCUGCAACGAUCCUUGGAGCUGCUGGGCUCUGGCCCAACCAAGGAGCAUUUUGGACCUUUGAAGGAGGACUUCUCCCAACGCGGUCCGCAGGCAGUGGUUGUGCCCGACGAGUUCAAGAACCCAUCAACGUUUUUGCGAGUCUAUGGAGAUCCUGCUGUCAAGGGUUUGUCCGGUUUGUCCAGUUUGUCCCAUCAUAGGCCUGAGAGCAUGCAGGACCGUCCGCAGUGCAAAGGUGUCGCCAUGGCUCCGAAGGUGGCGGAAGCCAAACCCAAACCCAAAGCCCAGGUCAGAGCGGUCAGAGCGGUCGCUCCAAAGCCAGCAAUUGCCAAAGGCAAAGGAAGAGCAGCACAAGUCGCACCCGACGUGCGUGCGCGUUUGCCCUUCCAAGCAUUGUGCUUGAAGCUGGCGGGCCAGAUGCCGGUGAUGCUGAUACGCAGCCUUGUUUCGAAGGGUGUCAUUCCACCUGAGAUGGGUUUUGGGCCAGCUGCCCCAGCACCAAUGUCAUUGGAAGAACUGCGCCAAAAGACGCAAGAAACGGUGACUGGCGCUCUUCAGCAGAUUCAGGGCUGGCGAGAUCGAGCAGAACUGAUGCAGUGUCUAAAUUCGGUUAUCCCUUUGGAACGCUUCUCGGAAGCUUGGCGACCUAUCCGAGACGCAGCUCUCGAAACAUGUGAGGCCAUGGCAUGGCCGUUAGCUGAUGGCCAUGCCCUGGUGCUUCUGGAAUUCCUCGGUGGUGGUUACGGUGCCUUGGUAGCGGCUGCUUGGGCCAUGCGAAAGGAUGAUUGGGAUGCCUACAAAGCCGCUGUUAUGGCUAAACCAGUUGAGCCUAUCUCUAAUGAGACACUUGGUGGAAGGACAUCGGAUGAAUGUUUUGAUAGCCAUUUUCUGAUGAACAGCAUCUUGGAGUCCGCGGAUCCUGGACGCGUCAACGGUUUUUUGGCCGCCUUUCCAGAUCGUGGCUUCGGGACAGCCGAAUUCUUCUCCGUGAUGCAAGCUCUGUGUGUUUGGGGUGAGCUUCCAGUCCUCUUCAUGCUUGGUGGAAAGUAUUGGAAGAUGUCGGAAGUGUUGCUGCCGUGCUAUGCCUUGCUAUGCCAACCGCUGAAGGUCGGCUUCUGGUGCUAUGCCUUUCUUUCCUCAUUGAGCGGUGGAUUCUUCCAGCCUUUGUCUCACAGAGCCAUAGCUCUGGAUAUGGAGGGUGCAGAGAUUGCCGAGAGUGCCUUGAAUGAUGCUUUUGACGGUGACCUAGAGGAUUUCGAGACGCUGCCGUGCUCUUGGACCUAUGUGAUCGUGUGCAUUGUUCUGCCCUUUCUGACUGGUCAAAUAAAUGUUUUGCCCACCCCUGGCUACACACUCCAUUUUGAAGAAAUGGGAUGGCCACUCACAUCAGCAGGUGCAGCAUUUAGCGCUGGCUUUGGGCUACGUAUUAUUAUGCAGCAAGUUGUGCUGCGGGCUGGAUACUGGAUCGCUGUGCCCCUGUGCAUGGUUCACUUGACAAUCGUCAUAUUGGCCCUGAUCUACACUACAAGCGAGUGGGCUGUGUGUGCACAGCUCGUAGUUGUUUGGGGCAUUGACCCAGCCUGUGCCAUUGAAGGCAUAGCAUUUGAUUGCUUUGGUGCUUCAGAAACCCAGGCGAGACAGGCGAGUUCAACGUCACUGUCUAUGUCCACUAUUAGUAUAGCAGUCUCCUGUACCAUCGGUGGGCUUAUCUAUGAUGCAACCGGCUGGACGGGUGUCACAGCAUAUCACUGUGCUCUUGAAGGCCUUCUCGUCCUCUUGUUGUCUCUUCAGCCGGCAUGUCGAAAGUCAUUCAUGGAGGUCUUCUUCCCUAAGAAAGAUCCAGAGGUGGAAGCGGCUGAGGAUCAGACUGAAACUAGUGGAGAGAUGGUCUUCAAACAGGUGGUCCCAGGACAGGCUCAAGCCGUGCAGUUGCCUGGUGCCACUGAAGAGCUUCAUCUUGAGGAGGUGGAGGAUGAAAACGCGAAGAAGGCUUCGAGCAUGCGCAGAAGGCAGGUCAGUAAAGAGAACGACCAGGACGACCAGUCACCUGGCCAAGAGGAAUGGGAGAUUGGUCUUGCUGUUCUGUGGUGUUAUGCUUUGUCGCCGGCCAUGAAAUGGUCCGAGCCAGACCAAAAGGCAACCUCCUCUGCUCGGAUUAGUAUCAUCUCGCAAUCACCUGCUCGCGCACACCGUCGCGGUUCAAACCGUGCCAGUCUUAAGUCGAACAACUCAGCUCAUCGCCGCGCUUCGGGACGCUCCGCUCGUGCCAGUAUUCAGAGCCGCCAAAGCGACCACACUGAGCAGAGCGCCCGGACUGGCUUCACAGCUUUCACGAGGGGAUCUGCCUUCACUGCUAUCACAAAGAUGACGGCCUUGUCUCAAGCUGGGGAAGACUUCCGUCACCACUUUGGAACGAGCACGUCCGUGCUACCGCAGAUCGUAGGCGGCUCCAACUUGAGGAUGAGGAUGAGGAUGAGCAUGGAAUUGCAAAGCAAUCAUCUGUGA
Molecule: messenger RNA, 3187 nt
Organism: Cladocopium goreaui
Lineage: Eukaryota; Dinophyceae; Suessiales; Symbiodiniaceae
Source: the annotation of a GenBank genome assembly